UCUGCUGCAGGUUACCUCAGCCACUCUCACCGCAGGACAUACAAGCCUUUAAUAGUGACAAACUUCAGGUGUUUUAGGAACUGGGAGGAGGCACAUUCGGGCCAUUGAUUCGGCUCGUACCCGCCCACACUGACACCUGGACCAAUCCGUGUCUCCACAGAGGGACAGAGCUUGUAUUCGUCUCGGAUGCCGUUGGAGUGUGUACAUCCGACAGGAGUUGGGUAACCCUAUCUAUAUUUUUAUACGCUAUAAUUUGAAUGCGUUUUUAUCAGAAACUAUGGACCGACACAACCUUCGGAGGCUGUUUUCCGCUUGCGACGUGAACAAGUCCGGAAGGAUCGAGUAUGAGGACUUCACGGUGGUCUGCAGAGAGCUCGGCGUCCCAGAUACGCAGGUCCAAACUCUGUUCGAGAAGUUCGGAGCCUUCGAGGACGGGUUCAUCGAUUAUAGAGGGUUUUCUUCCAGGUUUCAGGAGGUUUCGGAGACUCUCAACUUGGCGUCCUUUGGCGCAGGAUCAACCCAAACUCCGUGGGAAGAGUUUGUGGACAGAAUAGAUGUGGAGUUUCUCCUCUCUGAAAGUGUCAGGGAGCAGCUGGCGGACCUUUACCAGGCCAUUCACUCCUCUGCAAACACUGCUCUUCUGCAAGCGUAUGAGGAACUCGUCCAGUCACUUAUCAGCCUAAGCCGGGAAAACAAACUAGAGUGUGAACAGCUGGAGACCAGUUUGAAGCGAGCCGAGGAGAUAAACAACAGUCAGCUGGCUGAGUUGGAGGAUGAUAUUCAACAACACCUUGCCCAAGCAGAGGAGCGGGUGAGAGAUGAGGAGCGAAAGAAAAUGGAAGGAAUCAUAGCAACCAUGCAGAGGAAGCAUGACGAUGAGGUUGCAGACCUGCAUGCCACAGCUGAUCGACUGUUAAGGAACCAGGAGAGCUCUGAACAAAACCAGUCAAAAGAGGAGGUAAUCAGACUGAACAGACAGAUCAGUGGUCUCCUACAGGAAAAUGAGCAGCUUCGAAGUUCUCUGAUGCAAAACCAGACAAACACGGCUAUACUCCACUCUGAGCUGGACAAGCUGAAGAACAUGUAUGCAGAUCAGAAAGCCCAGCAUGAAAGAGAAACAGAAGUGUUAAAGAAGAUGGUGAUGGAAUAUCAGUCAUACUCCAGUCAGAUUCAGAUUCUACAGGAAAUGAACAAGAAGCUGUAUGACAGUAAUGAUGGACUGCGCUCAGCAUUAACCAGUGAAGCGGUUGCAGGUAAAAGGAGGAUGUCUCCUCAACAUGAAAUCCCGGCCAGGAGAAUGAAACCUCUUCGACAGAGCACCCUCAAUCAUGGCAGAUCCGAGCAGAAUACCAACAUCUUCCGUGUGUCCGCCUGGGCUGAUAGGUACCUGGACAGCGGCGUGUCCGUGCCGAUGGACAUGGCUGAGAGCUCAGUCAGCGACUAUGAUAGUGACAACAGCUAUGUGGAAAUUUUGCAUCACAGCUACUCGUGCGUCCCGUCAGACGUUGAGAUAUCAGAGGUUAAAUCUGAGGCUGCGACGUCGGUAGCUCCCAGCAAAGUCAGCUCCAUCGCUUCAUCUGUGCGAAGACGCCUGUCUGCCUUUCCCACAAACUUGGAGGACGACAUCGCGGUGACAGAGGAACCUUCUCUGAGGUACCGUGUUGUUUUGGCAGGAGACGCAGGAGCUGGAAAGUCCAGCUUCCUGGUGCGGCUGACACUCAAUGAAUUCAGAGGAGACAUUCAAACAACGCUGGGUGUUGAUUUCCAGAUAAAGAAGAUGCAGGUGGACGGAGAGACGACGAGUCUGCAGAUAUGGGACACUGCGGGUCAGGAGAGGUUCCGUAGCAUUGCCAGGUCCUAUUUCCGUAAAGCUCAUGGAGUCCUGCUGCUUUAUGAUGUUACUUCAGAAAGGAGCUUUCUAAACGUCAGAGAGUGGGUGGAUCAGAUUCAGGAGUCCGCUGAAGAGAAAAUCGCCUUGUGUGUUGUUGGAAACAAGGUGGACCUCCGAGAAGAACUUCCUGCAGGAAGCUGUGUUAGCACCUCACACGGAGAAAAACUGGCUAGGUUGUACGGCGCCCUGUUCUGUGAAACGAGUGCUAAAGAAGGAACCAACAUCGCUGAAGCUGUGCUACAUCUAGCCCGAGAAAUAAAGAAAAAUGGCAAACUCAGGCGGCAGUCAGAAUCUCAGGUCAGAUUGAAUGAAAUCCCCCCACAGAAGGCUUUUAAAGGUUGCUGUGGACUGUAAACCUGCGGAUGGAGCAACGAAGGACAUCAUGCUGCUUUUAUUUCAAAAAGGAAAAACAGAAAACUUCUUUAAUAUUUUUGUUGUACUUUAUUCUAUUUCACGUCUGAACUGUAAACAUAGUUUCAUACAUAGUUUUACUCUUUGGUUAGAAUGAAAGUUUUUGUAGUAAAACUUCACAUGCACAAAUACAAAUUCACAUCAUGUAAUUAGUCAAAAGUAUUUAAACUUUUAUAUUUAUAUAAAUAGAUGAGCCUUAGUGAUAAUCUAGGAUUCAGCAUAAACGUAUUUAAUAAUUUUAAAUGCUGUUUAAUGUUUUUGUUUAAAUCUACCUUUGGGACCAGGACCAUAACACUAACAAAUGCAUUUAUGGAUUAUUUUUACAUAUUAACUUUUUGGAGCACUGAUCAAAUAUAUUUUUGUUCUAUGCUAUGUGUUUUUUAAAAACUUUAUUAAACAUCUUAGUUAGCAGAAAUAAAGGCAAUCUCUUCCACAAAUAAA
Girardinichthys multiradiatus is the source of this 2743-nucleotide messenger RNA. RefSeq names its product ras and EF-hand domain-containing protein (gene rasef2). Gene Ontology annotation, molecular function: GTPase activity; GTP binding; calcium ion binding. The transcript is spliced from 17 exons. The record is from RefSeq and is a predicted model, not a curated record. NCBI's taxonomy places the organism in Eukaryota, Metazoa, Chordata, Actinopteri, Cyprinodontiformes, Goodeidae. Bases 278 to 2245 code for a protein of 655 amino acids.